Gossypium raimondii (Peruvian cotton) is the source of this 940-nucleotide messenger RNA. Its product is annotated as probable plastid-lipid-associated protein 4, chloroplastic. The transcript is spliced from 6 exons. The record is from RefSeq and is a predicted model, not a curated record. Lineage: Eukaryota; Viridiplantae; Streptophyta; Magnoliopsida; Malvales; Malvaceae. The coding region runs from base 56 to 820 and encodes 254 amino acids.
CAUUAUCCACACUUCCCUUAAUUAGUAACUUUCACAAAAACAGCUUAAUUCAGGAAUGGCUCUCACUUCUUCGUCUUCUUCUUCUGCCAUUACUGCUCUGCUAAAACCUCAUCUGCAACUUUCAAAUGAGCCCAUCAUUUCUUUUUCUCCUUCCUUUUUCACCUUAUCAUCAAAACCACUUCUUUCAUCAUCCAAACCCAAUGUGAAAAUCAACUUUUUUUCAUCACAAACUGCUGUUUCCCUCAAAUGGAGGACUGAAGCUUCAAUCUUUUCUGGGCUUUUCACCAAAAGCAAAGACAUUAAAACCCUAAAAGAUGAGCUUUUUGAUGCUAUAGCACCUCUUGAUCGUGGAGCUGAAGCCGCCCCUGAGGAUCAACAACGUGUGGAUCAGAUAGCACUUGAACUCGAAGCUUUAAAUGAGAUAAAAGAGCCACUCAAAUCCAACUUGUUGAAUGGAAAAUGGGAACUUUUAUACACAACAUCUCAGUCACUUUUGCAAACAAAGAGGCCAAAGUUAUUGAGACCCAAUGGAAAAAUAUACCAGGCAAUCAACGUGGAUACUCUCAGAGCUCAAAAUAUGGAAACUUGGCCUUUCUUUAAUCAAGCCACUGCUAAUUUAGUUCCUAUAAAUGCAAGAAGGAUAGCUGUUAAAUUCGACUAUUUCAGAAUCGCUGGUCUGAUACCGAUUAAGUCACCUGGAAGCGGCCGUGGUCAGUUGGAGAUUACAUAUUUGGAUGAAGAGUUACGAAUAUCAAGAGGUAACAGAGAGAACUUGUUCAUUUUGAAAAUGGUUGAUCCAUCCUAUCGAGUCCCUCUCUAGCUGUUAUACAUAUGUACGUACGUAUACACGUGUAUAUAUAUUAGUUUUAUUCCCAUGCGGUGCACAGAUUUUUUGUGUUUUAUAUUUAAAAUAUAUUAAAUUAAUACAUACUUUUUUCAA